Molecule: messenger RNA, 1419 nt
Organism: Gadus chalcogrammus (walleye pollock)
Lineage: Eukaryota; Metazoa; Chordata; Actinopteri; Gadiformes; Gadidae
Gene: pex16
Product: peroxisomal biogenesis factor 16
Exons: 11
Coding region: 173-1192 (339 amino acids)
Biological process (GO): peroxisome organization
Cellular component (GO): peroxisomal membrane
Source: RefSeq, a predicted model, not a curated record
CCUUUCGGUUUCAAAACAUCCAUGGGACAUAUUUGGCCUGCGCACCAUUGACCAUUGGAAAUCGACUACCUGCCUACAGCUCCUUGGCAUCUAUGGCGUCUUGUGCCUACAACGCUGCCUAAUUUGGAAAACUUUUACAAAGUCCUUAGAUAUUUUUUUACGGUCAACGAAUAUGUCUCAAGCUUACAUCGACAAACUGACACGCAUUUAUGAACGGUAUACUGAAUACGUAACCAAAAACCCUGCAGCUACUGCCCAACUGGAGAGCACGGUUCGGACACUCUCUUACCUUAUAGCAGGGCGAUUUGCAGAUUCCCACGAACUAUCUGAACUAGUGUAUUCAGCCUCCAACCUUCUAGUCUUGUUUAAUGACGGCAUACUGCGCAAGGGGUUAAGAUGCAAUCUCCCUGUGUCCCUCUCCCAACAGAGACUGCUCACGUGGCUGUCAGUCCUAGAGUAUGUGGAGGUUUUCCUGGAGAUGGGAGCUGCAAAGUUAUGGGGAGAAGCAGGCCGCUGGUUUGUGAUCGGUGUCAUUCAGAUUGCAAAGACAAUAUUCCGUAUCCUGCUUCUUCUAUGGUACAAGUCUGGCAUUCAGACUUCACCUCCCAUCAUCCCACUGGACAGAGAUGCAGAGUUUGGCGAUGCAGACGAGCAGCCGAAGGAGCAGCAGGACACGGGCUGCUUUGUAGGCCAGCGAUCAGGAAGGGUUGUACGGCCACUAGGGGGCGGCCCAUCUCUACACACUAGGCUGUGGGGUGCGCCCUCUCAGGACAAGAGGAGGAAUCUCAGGGAGGAGCUCAACAGCAGGCCAACCGACCUCGGCCUCCAAGAGACCAUCGCUGAGUCCAUGUACAUCAGCCGGCCUCUCAUACACUUACUCUGUCUUGGACUGUGUGGUAAACGGUCCUGGAAGCCCUGGCUCAUUUCUGGACUCCUAGAAGUUUCAAGCUUUAGUUUACUCAGUGAAACCAAGUUUCAGAAUCGAUGGGAAAGGGCCGAGACGAGGAAGAGAACGUUCCUGUUGCUGUACUACCUUCUUCGCUCACCCUUCUAUGAUAGAUACUCAGAGGCCAAGAUAAUUUUCCUGCUACGAUUUUUGGCUGAUCAUGUGCCCGGCGUAGGACUUGUAGCACGCCCGAUAAUGGAGUACCUACCCACCUGGCAGAAGAUCUACUUCUACAACUGGGGCUAAGUCCCAUUGUUGCACUCUACCACUUGAACUCGAGAGGAGGAAUACUGCAGCUUUAGACACAGUGGCCUUUUCUGAGUUUUUUUUAAUCAUUGAGGAUGAAUAUGUAAUUCAUGGGAAAUUAUCACCUUUUACAUUGCCCAAGGUGUAUGAUAGUCACUGAUCGCUUGUUAAUUGCUUCAAUUAGCAAGGGUCCAUCCCUUAUUUUAAAAGGGUGGUUUAGAUACAAA